GCCUUCCGACUUCCGCUGUCGCUCUGUGCAGAAGCCGCCAGAGUCUCCUCUGAGUUUCUCUGUCUUCUAGGUUCGCGUUCGUUGCGCAGUUACGAUGCCUCGUGGAAGCCGAAGCCGCACUUCCCGCAUGGCCCCUCCGGCUAGCCGGGCACCUCAGAUGAGAGCUGCACCCAGGCCAGCGCCGGCAGCUCAGCCACCAGCAGCAGCUCCACCAUCUGCUGUUGGCUCCCCUGCUGCUGCACCUCGGCAGCCAGGUCUCAUGGCCCAGAUGGCGACCACUGCAGCCGGCGUGGCUGUGGGUUCUGCCGUCGGCCACACGAUAGGUCAUGCGAUCACUGGGGGCUUCGGUGGAGGAAGUAGUGCUGAGCCCUCAAGGCCUGACAUCACUUACCAGGAGCCUCAGGGAGCCCAGCCAGCGCAGCAGCAGCAGACUGGCCCAUGCUUCUAUGAGGUGAAACAGUUUUUGGAGUGUGCCCAGAACCAGGGUGACCUUAAGCUUUGUGAGGGUUUCAGCGAGGUGCUGAAACAAUGCAGACUGGCAAAUGGAUUAUCUUAAUCAAGAAGCUCCAUUGAAGACAUGAAAAAUCACCCCCCAUGACCUGGUUGAUUUAGCAUAAAAAUGUGAUUGAUCAUGAAGAUACAAAGUGUGAAAUCAAGAUGAAACCUCUCCUCUAUCACUAAUAGCUUUCGUGCUUCAGAAUUGCAGUGGAGGAGGGUAUUCUUCUGAUGUGGAAGUUCAUUGAGUAUUGAGUUUGGGGCUGGGCAGAUGUUUAUGUGGCCUCUGAAACAUGCUUUUCUGAUGUUAUUGUUUGUGAAUUAAUUAGAAUAAAGAGAUUUUCUUUCAAAA
Molecule: messenger RNA, 847 nt
Organism: Phacochoerus africanus (Common warthog)
Lineage: Eukaryota; Metazoa; Chordata; Mammalia; Artiodactyla; Suidae
Gene: CHCHD2
Product: coiled-coil-helix-coiled-coil-helix domain containing 2
Exons: 4
Coding region: 95-556 (153 amino acids)
Biological process (GO): positive regulation of transcription by RNA polymerase II; mitochondrion organization
Cellular component (GO): nucleus; mitochondrion
Molecular function (GO): sequence-specific DNA binding
Source: RefSeq, a predicted model, not a curated record